This is a messenger RNA of Pectinophora gossypiella (pink bollworm), 938 nucleotides long. RefSeq lists its product as uncharacterized. NCBI's taxonomy places the organism in Eukaryota, Metazoa, Arthropoda, Insecta, Lepidoptera, Gelechiidae. The record is from RefSeq and is a predicted model, not a curated record. The transcript is spliced from 6 exons. Bases 30 to 890 code for a protein of 286 amino acids.
UACAAAACCACAAUUAAUAGAAAUACACAAUGAAGCUACCUUUCAAUAUUAUCAUCGCUCCAAUGAUUAAGCCUUAUCUUGGUAGAACCAGGAGUUUUUGUGAACAGCUCGCAUUCUCUUUCAGUAUUCCAUACACCUAUAUCUAUUCUACACUCGGUAUAUUUAUAAGUGCAAAUCAUUUAAGAAGACAUUUGGGGGAAGGUCUCGCUCCCGCUUUGUUAGAAGCCUCAGAUGAUGCGGUUGAACGUGAUUGUAUGCUUGUACACGAUUUAAGAAUUAUUGCCACUUCCAUGGGUCUGGUGCAAUACAUCUGUCUUUUAGCUGGUUGUUACACAUUAAACGGCAUAAAUGAGAGUCCGGAGGGCGUGCGAAUGCGCCUGCGCGCGCUGCUGGUGGCGCUGCUCGGAAUCUCGAUGUCGGCGUGCGCCUUCGCCUCGCAGCCCGUCGAGCUCGAGCUCGACGACGAUGAAGUCACCCAGAAACUCAACAACGUUAGCUUUGCGCGGCGAAUAACUAAACCAACUAUUCGACUGGUGAUGGGCUAUGGCAAGUUUAGCGCGUUUGUUACUGCCACCACUUCACUACUUCUGCUAAUAGCUGUUAUGUCUAAGCAGGCGUGGUGGCGGCGAGGCGUACGAUGGUUGGCGGCGCCGGCGCUACUUGUGGCGGCGUUGGAGGCGGCAUCAGAUGCCAGCGAUGCAAUGAUCGCGGCUGUCCUGCGAGGCUCCACCGACCCCGCCCGGGUGCUUCUACAAACUGUUGCAGCAGCCCUGCUUGUCACCGUCGAGAUCCUUAUUUGGUAUUUCAUUGCGAAAUUUUUUGAGUACAAUCCGCCGAUAACCCCUGAUGAUCGCGAAAAGAAAACUUUAAUUGAACCAGUCCCUCAGUAAAAUACCUGUACGUUGUUCGAUUCAAUAAAAUAUAUACCUAAUCAUUUU